Messenger RNA from Callithrix jacchus (white-tufted-ear marmoset), 11066 nucleotides. RefSeq names its product protein phosphatase 1 regulatory subunit 12B (gene PPP1R12B). Lineage: Eukaryota; Metazoa; Chordata; Mammalia; Primates; Cebidae. Gene Ontology annotation, cellular component: Z disc; A band; cytoplasm. Gene Ontology annotation, biological process: signal transduction. Gene Ontology annotation, molecular function: protein kinase binding; enzyme inhibitor activity; phosphatase regulator activity. The record is from RefSeq and is a predicted model, not a curated record.
UUGAAGCCUAGGGAGCGUGCGGGCGGUGCUAGUGGCGGGAGGAGUAAAGAUGGCGGCGCGUGGGUCUCCGCCCUCUGCUCCCGGCUGAAGCGCUCUGAGGGAGGUGGCAGCGGCAACCCAAGCCUCAGCAGUAAUUUAGUGUUGGUAGUUUUGGCAGCAGCUGCCGAAGCCGCAGCAAUGGCGGAGCUGGAGCAUAUAGGAGGGAAACGGGCAGAGUCGGCGCGAAUGCGGCGGGCAGAGCAGCUUCGGCGCUGGCGGGGCUCACUGACAGAGCAGGAGCCUGCGGAGCGAAGAGGCAUGGGGCGGCAGCCGCUGACCAGGCGCGGGAGCCCCAGGGUCCGCUUCGAAGACGGUGCUGUCUUCCUGGCCGCCUGUUCUAGCGGGGACACCGACGAGGUGAAAAAGCUUCUGGCAAGAGGUGCCGAUAUCAACACUGUCAACGUGGACGGCUUGACAGCCCUGCACCAGGCCUGUAUUGAUGAAAAUUUGGACAUGGUGAAGUUUCUGGUGGAGAACAGAGCCAAUGUAAACCAGCAAGACAACGAGGGCUGGACACCCCUUCAUGCAGCAGCUUCCUGUGGCUAUCUCAACAUAGCAGAGUAUUUCAUUAACCACGGAGCCAGUGUAGGUAUUGUCAAUAGUGAAGGAGAAGUUCCCUCUGACCUUGCAGAAGAGCUAGCCAUGAAAGAUCUUCUUCUGGAGCAAGUAAAGAAGCAAGGAGUUGAUCUAGAGCAGUCAAGAAAAGCAGAAGAGCAGCAGAUGUUGCAGGAUGCCCGCCAGUGGCUCAACAGUGGGAAAAUAGAGGAUGUGAGGCAGGCUCGCUCAGGGGCUACAGCCCUUCAUGUGGCUGCUGCCAAGGGCUACUCUGAAGUCCUCAGACUUUUAAUUCAGGCUGGCUAUGAACUCAAUGUUCAGGAUUAUGAUGGCUGGACUCCCCUCCAUGCUGCUGCACACUGGGGAGUAAAGGAGGCUUGCUCCAUCCUGGCAGAAGCACUCUGUGACAUGGAUAUUCGAAACAAACUGGGCCAGACACCAUUUGAUGUGGCUGAUGAGGGUCUUGUGGAACACUUGGAGAUGCUCCAGAAGAAGCAGAAUGUGCUUCGAAGUGAAAAGGAGACACGGAAUAAACUCAUUGAGUCAGACCUGAACAGCAAGAUGCAGAUUGGGCUCUUUAAGAACAAAGAGAAGAUGCUCUAUGAGGAGGAGACUCCUAAGUCCCAAGAAAUGGGGGAAGAAAACAAAGAAUCUAGUAGCUCCAGCUCAGAGGAGGAGGAAGGUGAAGAUGAAGCUUCUGAGUCAGAAACUGAGAAGGAGGCAGAUAAAAAGACAGAAGCCUUUGCCAACCAUUCCAACUCUGAAAGCAAGAGUAGUAUCACGGAGCAGAUACCAGCACCAGCUCAAAAUACCUUCUCUUCCUCUUCUGCUAGGAGGUUCUCUUCUGGCAUUUUUAACAAGCCGGAAGAGCCCAAAGAUGAAUCUCCUUCUUCAUGGAGAUUGGGACUGAGAAAAACUGGCAGCCACAACAUGCUGAGUGAGGUGGCCAAUUCCAGGGAACCUCUAAGGGACCGAGGCUCUUCCGUCUACCGCUCCUCUUCAAGCCCUCGGAUUUCUGCUCUGCUGGACAACAAAGAUAAGGAAAGAGAAAACAAAAGCUAUAUUAGUUCACUAGCACCCCGGAAGCUCAAUAGCACAAGUGACAUUGAAGAAAAGGAGAACAGAGAAUCAGCUGUUAAUCUAGUGAGGAGUGGCUCCUAUACCCGGCAGCUAUGGAGGGAUGAAGCAAAGGGAAAUGAAACCCCACAGACAAUUGCUCCCUCCACCUAUGUAUCAACCUACUUGAAAAGUGCUUCAUUUGGUAGAAGUAGUGACCCCACAAGUCCCUACAUUUCAGCCAAUCGCAAUUCAUCUCCUGCUACCUCACCCAUUACCAUUGGUUCAUCUACCUCUCGGGGCAGCCAGUGGCAACCUGCCUCUUCUUGCCCUGCACCAAUCAGUGCAAACACUACUGCAUCUGUACAUCAUGGCAGGAUUCCUCACAAAUCCCAGGCUGACUCCACAGCAGAGAAAACAGCAGACAAUGUCUCUUCUAGCACCCCGCUUUGUGUGAUCACCAAUCACCCUCUACCAAGCACUGCCAAUGGGGUUACAACUACUCCUGUGCUCUCCAUUACUGGAACAGACUCCUCUGUGGAAGCCAGGGAGAAGAGGAGGUCCUAUCUGACUCCUGUACGGGAUGAAGAAGCAGAGUCUUUACGGAAAGCACGCUCCAGACAAGCUCGGCAGACACGAAGGUCUACUCAAGGUGUCACCCUAACAGAUCUUCAAGAAGCAGAAAGGACUUUCAGCCGGUCGAGGGCAGAGAGGCAAGCUCAGGAGCAGCCUUGUGAGAAGCCCACAGACACUGAAGGGGGGCUUGAGGGGAGCCCUGAGAAGCAUGAGCCCUCAGCAGUCCCAGCAACGGAAGCUGGGGAGGGCCAGCAGCCCUGGGGCAGGAGUCUGGAUGAAGAGCCUAUCUGUCGUCGCCUGAGGUGUCCAACUCAGACAGAUAAACCCACCACGCCAUCGUCUCCUUCUACAUCAAGACCCUCACUCUACACCAGUUCCAGUUCCCACCUGCUACGGACAAGUAGAUUCUCAGACCCGGAUUCUGAGAGUUCAAAGACUACCACAAACACUACAACUGCAAAGGAAAUGGACAAAAAUGAGAAUGAAGAAGCAGAUUUGGAUGAGCAGUCCUCUAAGAGGCUGUCCAUUCGAGAGAGGAGGCGGCCCAAGGAACGGCGAAGAGGCACAGGCAUCAAUUUCUGGACAAAUGAUGAGGAUGAAACUGAUGUCUCUGAAGAGGUCAAAGAAGCAUGGCAUGAAAGACUUUCUAGGUUGGAAUCAGGAGGUAGUAAUCCUACAACCAGUGAUUCUUAUGGUGACCGGGCUUCAGCAAGAGCCCGUCGGGAGGCCCGGGAGGCCCGUCUAGCCACCCUGACCAGCCGUGUAGAAGAAGACAGCAACAGAGAUUAUAAAAAACUCUAUGAGAGUGCCCUGACUGAAAAUCAAAAACUGAAAACAAAACUUCAGGAGGCCCAGCUAGAGCUAGCAGAUAUAAAAUCCAAGCUUGAGAAGGUGGCCCAGCAGAAACAAGAAAAGACCUCUGACCGAUCAUCAGUGCUGGAGAUGGAGAAACGGGAGAGGCGAGCCUUGGAGCGCAAAAUGUCAGAAAUGGAGGAAGAAAUGAAGAACCUCCACCAGCUAAAACAGAUUCAAACCUUGAAGCAGAUGAACGAGCAACUGCAGGCUGAGAACAGGGCCCUGACCCGAGUGGUGGCCAGACUCUCGGAGUCCAUCGAGUCCUCGGACACCCAGGAGCUCUAGUUCUUGCCCCUCCUCUUCACCUCACUUUCCUCCUCCACUACUCCAGGUGUUAACAGAACUGAAAUCCGACAACCAGAGGCUGAAAGAUGAAAAUGGUGCCCUCAUCAGAGUCAUCAGCAAACUGUCCAAAUAGGCUAGGCUCCAGAAUUAGGAGGAAGGAAAAGGACAGCAUUUGCUGCCUCCACCCCUCUUCCCAGUCCUUGCCUUCCAGCCAAACGAAAUGGAUGUUUUGGUGGAAGGACACUUCUAACACCCUCUUCAGUCACCUCUGUACACUCUACAUUUUCUCUGCACUCUCAAUGCCCUGUUCUUCCAACACCCCUAUCCCAAGUUUUAUGACAGUUUUAAUUGAAGCAUGAUCGUGAUCAUUCGAGCCAUCUGGAGAGUGCUCUGGGGAGUACACCAGGCUCAGCUGUGGACCCCUCAACUUCCGGCUGCUCAGCUACUUUGUCCACAUUGGAUUUGGUCCAAACAUGUAAAGCUUCUACCCAAAUCAGUAUCCUUCAGCUUUUUACAUUGACUCAGUGCCCUCUGAUAUAGGUGAUUCUUGUGGUAGCCACUCCAGGAUCCUGAUUGAGGUGCCAAGAGAAACAGCAGGUUGUUGAGUUGAUCAUUGGAUGGUCUCUGGAGCUGUUAAGAGUCCAAGGUGACAGUGGCUGCAUUGAGGCAUUCUAUUCUUCUUCACCUCUCAGGAAUUGACUUAAUUGUAUUUUUUCUACCCCAGUAACUCCUUGACUGAUUUUAACCCUUAUUCCUCCCUCAUAUCUAGUCCUUUCUCCAAGGCUCAAAUGGCCCUGGCUUUAUUUAUUCCUUUCCUUUCUGUCCUUUUAUUUUUUUUCUCACUCCCCCACCCCCUCACUCUAUGGUGUAAAAGCUAGGACAGAGCACCUGACUUCAGUUGUCCUUGUCCAUUGUGGGAAAUCAUUAUUCUGGAGACAAGAAAAUCAUCGCUCUGGUGCCUUGGUGGCAGCACCACUGCCCCCUCCCUAAAAGCCAGAUCAUGGCAUAAGUGUCAGCUCAUUGUUUUCAUCUCCCACUUAUCUUCCCCCUGCAAAGUGAUUUUCUUUGUAAAAAAAAAAAAAUCUGGGCUCUGAAUACCCCAUUCUGCUGCCCUUCCUUGACCUUGUUUUCCUCUCUUCACUCUGACACCUGCUUCUAAUGAGAAAUGAAGUCAGUGCAAGGGGGAAUGAGAGGUGAGGAGGGGAGAUGGUUGGGAGAUGGACUAGGAAAUGGAAGUAGGCUGGAAAGACACAUACAGCAAAGUCAAGUAUCUGAGGCCAUUUGCAACAUUGUGAGAAAGAAGAUGUAUGAUAGCAGCCCAUUAGGCUGUGAGAAUAGUGGUGAAUUCGAUUAUUUCCAGUGGUUAGAUUUAGGGGAGAGAUUUACUUUCUUAGAAAUUAAUAGGGCAAAUGGCACUUAAUAGGGGUUUAAUGGAAUGAAGUACUUUUCAACCCAUUGACAAGAGUCAUGGAAGUUUAGAGUGGCAAGGCCCAGAGGUCAGUAGGUCCAGCUUUCUAUUAUUCCGUCACAGGGACCCCUGCUACCACAGCUUUAACCCAUGGGCAUGGUCAGGUAGCCUCUGGUGGCUAUGCAAUUAUUACUCAAAAGUUGGGCAACUCUAAUAAUGAGAGAGUUUUUCCUAAUAUGUGUUGAAGUCUGCCUGUGGAUUCUCCUUGUAGUCCAGAUCUAUCUGCAGCUCUUUAACAGCCCUUCAGAUACGUACAGUGGGUGGUCUCCCCUCAGUCUUACUUUGAGCUGCUGUUACCCUAGUCCUUUAAGUCAUUCCUCAUAUGGCAUGUUUUUCUUACCUGUCACAUCCUCCUCUAGACAAAAUCAGCCUUUAAAAUAUCAUGCCCAGGCCUGGAGAGAAUACUCCACAAAUCCAGUGCAAAAUUAAACCAUUAGUUCUUGAUGAUAACCUAGCAUUAAUACUUAGAGUAUUUUCCUUUUGUAGGAAUUUUAUCCCUUGGUUCAUUUGAGUGUGCAGGUCAUUAAAUCCUCAACAUUUUAGGGUUGCCAGUGAUAUUCAGUGUUUAGAGUGGUUCAUUUCUGUAACAUAUACUGCCUCUGUCUGUUAAUUCCUUUCCUGACAUGACGUGUAGUUCUCUAUGGCCCUCUGUCUGAAACAUCACAUGCCUUUAAACUAGAAGCUGUAGUUCAAGAUCCAAAUUCCAGAACAGGAGAUAUGUUUCCUCUGACAAAACCCCAUUUUUAGAGUAUAUAAAAUUCUGUCUUCCAUUUCCAACCAUUUUUCAAGAGAAGCUGCUACUCUCUUGGGACUUUGUAUUAUCAUGGGAGUACUGUAUGUAAGUUCAGUUCUCAGGGAAUGCUAAAUUAUAGUAGUAAGUUUUAUAUCUUUCACUAUAAGCAUUUCCUUCAUUCUGGGAGAGGAAAUCAACACAGGGUGUUGACUAAUUAAUUAUCCUGGCACAUUUUUGAAUAUUGGGGAAGGAAGAUCAUACUUCUUAGGAAAAUUGGAUUAUUAGGAAUACAUCUUGACCCUUUUCCACUCAAUAGCCCAGGGAAAGGGGUUACAAAGAGUCCCCUCAGAUGUGUUUGUGCCUUUCAAAAGUAUUGGGGGCAGGUUCUCAAAACUCUUAGAUUGGUGUUGCACCCCUGCCCCUUCACAGGGCCCUUUCAUGUUAAAGCUCACUUUUCUUGCCAAAAAGUUUUCCUUGUGACAAGAAAUUUGCAAGCUUUUCAAUCUCAGGAACUGGAUUCUAUGGCCAAGAACUCAUGAAAAUGUAAGCUCUCCUGGGCAGUUUCAGGUACUUUCCCUUAUGCAGUUAAUUUUAGAUGAGCUGAUUUCUGGUCUGUCUCCAGAGAUAAAAUACCAUUCUUUCACAGCUGUAUUGUCUGGAAGCCCCAUAAGGUGGUAGUUACAGGCCUUCUACUAGCCAGCAGUUCUCUCUGGAUACUGGCAUCAGCCAGUCUCCCUUUUCUUGUGCUGCUUAGACAGGUACCUACCGCCAGCCUCUUCAGUGGCCACAAUCCUUAGUCCUAACCUGCUGGUUUGGAUACUCAUGAGCACCCCAGGCAGCUCAAGCUGAAUGACUAGCUGCAGACUUGGCCAACAACAUGAGCUCAGGCCUAUGACUUAGAGUCUUUACACGAAGCAUCAGAAUGGGAAAGAGUGUUCUUGGUACAGCUUUACACCCUCUGUUUUCAUUAAUUUGUUAUUUUUCAAAAACUGAGUCACACCUUUGGAAGUAAUGAUUUGGCCGUUCCAGAGAUUCUGUUGCUAAAGUUCAUCUGUUUGUCUUUCCAGGGCUGCUGACCCUUAUCCAGACAGCUCCAGAGUAUGAUGACCCCUAGCCCCAUCCCAGUCUGUAGUGAAAGGGUUAUGUGAAUCUCAGGGUGUUGCCACUAAGGAAUCUAAAGAAUAGACAUGCUUUGGGCUUACUCAGUGCCCUAGAUUCUCUAGUGGGCCAUUCUCACUUGAUGUUCCCUAGAACCUCCGUGUCUUCCAACUGCAGGAUGUGUUUGCUUCUCUUUGGGCUUUCCCUGGUUUCUGUCCUAGUUCCCACCCCAGGUUUAAGAACACUUAGAUUCAUUUAUUGCUAUUUGAGGCCACUAGUGAGAUUUCACAUCUGUGUUUUGCAACAUUUUACCCAUUUCCCUUCCCCAAACCAUGUGCUUAUUAGAUGGUUCCACUCAGGAGGCAAGGAAGCUAAAACUCAAUAGUCUGUGGAUCCCACAGAAGUGUAUGUAAAUUAUUGUUUCUCCACUAGGGGCAUUUCAUUGAGCCAAAGAUGAUGAAAGAGGAAACCUCAAAGCCAUGUACUUUGUUAGGUGUCUGCAUUUUUGUUCUCUUUGCAGCCUUUCAUAGCCACAGACAGACACUGUCUCCUCUCAGAGAAAGGCCAGUGUUUCAGUCCAGGCUACUGGUGCGUGUUGGCACUCAUGAGGUGGGCAUGGGGUAAGCAGAAGAAGCCUGGAGAAGAGAGAACUAUUUAAAGUGUCACCAGUUAUUCAGCUUCCAGGCGACUUUGACACCUCAAAAGGUACAAAAAGGAAAAAGAAAGAUAACGGAUUCAGAAUUUAAGCAAAAAGGAAAGGGAAACUCUACCAGAUUUUCCACUGGAGCUUAUCAGUGAGGUAACACUGCAGGAGCCCUGGUGUCCUUCCCUCAGAGAUAUCAUCAGGGGUCCUCAUACCCCAUUGUUUAUGCCAGCACUGCACUUUUAGCACAGAGUUAUCAGUCAGAGGUGGUGUAAUUUGCCUAAAUCUAGGCCCAGUGAUUACUACAGAUGUCAGUCACUGUACUCUGUCACCCGGGCUGGAGUGCAAUUGUGUGAUCUGCAGCUCACUGCAACCUCCGCCUCCCAGGCUCAAGCAAUCCUUUCACCUCAGCCUCUCAAGCAGCUAGGACCGCAGGUCUACACCACCAUGCCCAGAUCAUUUUUGUGUUUUUUUGUAGAGACAGGGUUUUGCCAGUUGCCCAGGCUGGUCUCGAACUGCUGGGCUCAAGUGAUCCACCUGGCUGGGCCUCCCAAAGUGACAGGAUUACAGACCCAAGGUACCACAUCCAGCCCAUCAUAUUGAUUUUCAAGGCAGGGUCUAACCCCUCAUAAGAUGUGAGUUCUCCCGACCCAAUAAGCAAGGCAGCUUUGAGGACAGAAAAAGGCAACAUAAAAAGAUAAGGUCUUAGAACAUCUGUAUUCCAAGGCCAUCCCUUCUUUUAGCCAUGUGACUUUGGGCAGGUCACCCUCACUGUAAAAUGAGGUUGGACUGGAUAAUUUUUAUGUGCCCUUUCCUAUUGGCUUAGAAUUCCGUGAUUUAUUCAUUCUUAGAAAGAUCAGAACAUUUCUUUGGAUUUCUGCUUUAAAAAUUCUAACCUCAAAAAUCCAAGUGCAAAAAUUUUUGCUUUCUUCUGGGUUUAAAACUGUUUAACAUGAGCACAUCAAGGCUGACUUCUCAUCCUUGUUGGGAAGUGAAUUUAAUAAUGUGGGUAACUGAAUGGUGUUGCAAUGGCUUUCCCUCCUAAUGGCUUGGUAAGAUUAUUAAAACCUGCAGAGGUGGAAAUUGGAGCUCAUGGGGAAAUGGAUAGAAAUCAAUUUGUUGCAAGCAGCCUUUGGACAAAUUGUUUUAAUAGGAAAUAGACCUGCUGCUUCAUAGGUUUCCUCAACCACCUCUCCUCAGCUUUCUCAAAAUGUGAUCUACUGUGGGUCUUCACACCCAAAUAGCAGACUAAUAGUUUUUCUGCUCAGCGCCAUCUGGUUCAUUGUCUUGAACUCUGCCUUACAGCAGCAAGAUAAUUUUCCUCGAUAAAAACCUCAAUCUUUAGUUCCACUGAGCUCCUCCUCUGGAUUCUGGACUAUCAGAAGUAGGAGGUUCAAGAUGGUCUUUCCUUCAAAGCAGGUCUGAAGAGACUACCAAAGCAGUGUUUACAGACCCAGAGUCCACACAACCAUAUUGCAUAGAACAGCACUUGGCCUUCGCAGGCUUCCAAUAGGACUGGGUAUAAUUGGAGUGAAAGGGCAGAGACCCUGGAAACUGCAAUGGGAAGAAGGCAGAAGGCCCAGGGGCUUUGGACAAGGAGUAGGGUGGAAGCUGCAAGCACUGGGAAGGAUUUCACAGAAGCAAAGCUUCGGCACACACAGGUGAGUUCUGUCUCACUGGUGACUUCAUCCCUCAGCUUCCAGCUGAGCAGAGAUUUUAAUCAGCUUCCUUAAUGGGUAUUGACACUGCUCGGGAAGCAGUAGACCCUAUCAGGGAUAGCUAUUGAUCUUUUGUGUUCUGAUUAGAUGGGAAAAUAGAUCAACUUCAUCGUAGUCCAGGAACUGUUGGUCACAGCUACUAGGAAUGAGGUGAUUUCUGAGGGCUGAGAAAAAACAGAGAAUCGUGACCAGCAGCCAGCAGCUGCAUGGUAAAAGGUGAUUCACUUCUCCUUUGAGAGUUAGGGUUGAGGGCAAACAUGGAACCCAGGUAUGGCUUACAACCCAGUGUCCCAGAAGCCCUCCUUGUGGAGAACUGCAAGAGGUGGGUGUGUCUAAAGACAAUACCAUUAAUGAAUGUUCUGGCCUUACCAAAAAAGGUUUAGCAAUUUAGGGAUAACUCUUGCUUCCUGCUUAUGUGUGUUCACAUGCACGUUUGCUUUUAAAAUGAGGUCUGGCAUAUACUUGAUUAGAAAUGAAAACUCAGAAACCAAUUGUAUCCAAGUAUAUUAUUCUAUUAAAUCAUAUCUUUUGUUUUUUCCCCUCCCUUCUAAUCCCCCAAAGGACCUAUUUGAACCAUUCCCCAAUUCAUCUGCUUAUCAUUUUGGACUGUGAAUCUGCCAGAGUGAUAUUUUCUGUUAUUUCUUCUCCAAAUUUUUCCCUGAUGUUUCCAGUAAAGAUUUACUUGGGUGGCCCCUUAGGGUGACAUCAGGAUGCUCUUAUGUCCUUCCAAAAUAAACAUACACAGCACCCCUCCACAUUCUUAAUUCCUUGUUUUCCUCACUUGGAGCCAAGGGUGCUUUAGAGGUGGUUUUCCGUGCAUCAGCCAGAUUCCUGGAGAAGUUGAAUAUAACCAACCAUCAUCACUGCCCCCUCUCCCAGUUUCAAAGCUCCCCGGCUAUGCUAACGGCCCCUCAGAGAUGAGGUUUGACUUAUAGGCCCAUAUGACUCCCCCAUGUCCUGGGCAAGGAGACCAUGGGUAGCCAUGUCUGGUUUACUCUUCGUCCUGAGACUGUUUAUAGUUUAAAACAAGUGUAUCUUCCCAGCAUAAACUGUCAGUGCAUCUGGUGGCAACAGCUCAGCCCAUUCAAAGACCAAGGAUUCAGGAAGGGCACACUGAUGGUAAGGAGCCUCUUAAGAACCUCUAAUGUUCUCCCAAAACCAGAGUUAAGAGUCAGAAUGUAGAUCCUGAACAAGGGACAUGUUAGGGCCAGAAGUAGCUUGACUCUCGCCUAAGUAUCUGUGCCUUUGCCUGUUCUCUCUCCCAUUCUACUGAACCUGGAACUGAUUCCCACUUGCCUUCUAAUGAAGAGAGGCCAGGUAAAGAGAAUUUGGAGGAAAAGACACCAGGAGGCAGACUGCGGGGUUGGAGGAGGUUCUGAGAGGAUGCAGCAAUGCAGAAUACCUACUUUUCUAGCCAGCAUCCCUUAAAGUUUUGAAAGGUUGGGUCUAUCACUGGCUGGCACACCAGGGCAAUGAUUUCCCUGAAGGAGGAAGAAAUGUUUCACCCUUGCAUUCUUCUUGGAGAAGAUACAGCCUAUGCUCAGUUGAGUGGUUCAUGCUCAGACUUUGGUGUGAACCACUCAAUUUCAUUCUUGUCUUUACCUUGACCUUGAUCAACAGGGGUGAAAAGAACCACCCUGGUGUCUCCAUGCCCCUCUCCCCCCUUUUAGUGGUAGCAUUUUGUGUCUUUCCUCCACCCCUCACCUGAUUUCCACCAAGGUUAACACAUCAGAUGGUGUAACUUUUUCAGCUGAGUUGUAUGAUUGAUUAACUUCAGUCCACUGUAAAUACACCUGGGAUGGGGUGGGAUUGGGGUGUUUAGGAAGAGGAAGCCAGACUUGCUUUGUGAACUGAAUGUAUUUUUAUGCAAUUUUGAGUGGCCUUUCAACCCUAAGACGAUUUUGUUUUCCUGGUUGUUAUUAUAUACUAUUGAGUAUUCCGUGUUUGUUUGAAAGUUCGGGAAUAAUAUUCACAUCUAUAUGAUGCCUGUAAACACAACAGUAUUUAUAAAUGAGUAAAUAAAAUUGUGUUUUAACUUUG